UUUCUCCUUCACUCCCCUCUCCUUUGAAUACACUCUACUCUCAGCAAACACCAUGACCCGUGGAAACCAGCGCGAACUUGCCCGUGCCAAGAACCUGAAGAAGCAGGCCAAGGCCGGUGGCAACAAGAAGGACGACGGUAUAUCGUUCAAGUCGAAGCAGGAGCACGAUGCGGAGAUUAUGCGCCAGAAGCAGGCCGUAAGUAAAGACGAACGAGACAAAUCGCAUGAGGGGUUUAUUUGAGCGCGGAAUGGUUCUCUAGCUAAACAUGGUCUGCUUUCUCUGUAGAAGGCUCAGGCGAAGAAGGAGGGCAAAGCAUAGCUUUUGCCAGGCGAAGUAGGCACCAACUAUCCUGACCUCGCGAGCCCUGUUAGUCUGUGUUGGCUUGGCUCUUGCCGUGUCGAUAUGCCU
This is a messenger RNA of Linderina pennispora, 409 nucleotides long. Its product is annotated as small edrk-rich factor 2. Lineage: Eukaryota; Fungi; Kickxellomycota; Kickxellomycetes; Kickxellales; Kickxellaceae. The record is from RefSeq and is a predicted model, not a curated record. The transcript has a single exon. The coding region runs from base 53 to 241 and encodes 62 amino acids.